AUGGCGAACCGCGGUAAGGAGCAGAACAAGGAUCGCGACAACCCAAAGCGGCGCGAAACGGAGGUAACAGAGGAGGGUGGUCGAGCACUUGGAAAGGAGGGCCUGCGAGACUCCGAGAUAAGUCAUCGAUCGGCGCGCCCGGAGCCGGAGAUUGGAAGUUUCUUGCGAAGAAAGGUGCAACGGGGGGGGUUCAACCAUUUCAGGGACAACACGCACAAGACCCCGCAAAAUCGGUCCAUAGUUAUUCCGCACUCCGCCACGCCUAAUAUUUCCCACGGGUCACCUUUGCCCAUCCUUUUCUCGUUCGGUCUGACCUGGGCCAAGUCGGUUAUACCUGCCGACCAUCCCGACCGUGAGUGGCAUCUCACCUCCGCUUGGCUCAGCUUCAAUCGCAUCACGAUCAGACUUUGGGAGAAGAAGGAAGCAAUUGUUCGAAAGACAUUUCAGCCGGCAAAUAUGGUCCUCACCCACACCACCACCGACACCUACAAUCAUCCCUUCCCGACCGUCACCCUCGCCUACUUCCUCCGCUACUCCUCUCCUAAACUCAAUCCCUUCUCUACCCAUGUCCUGAGCACCGACACCCUCGAGAGCUAUGUCGACCCAACCACCGGUCGGCUGCACACGACCCGCAUCCACCUGAAGAAGUCUCGCCUCCCGGCCACCGUCUUCAAGCUCCUCCCUUCAUCCAUCACCGGCGGCGCUGGUUCGGGCGGGGAGAAGGCCAGCUACAUCCUCGAGACGAGCACCGUCGACAUGCGACAAGGUUGGAUGCGGACCGAGAGCCGGAACCUCAAUUUCAACAACGUCCUCUCCGUCGUCGAACGCCAAAAUUUUGACAUCCCGUCUCUUUCUUCUUCUUGUUCUUCUUCUUGUUCUUCGUCGUCGUCGUCGCCUUCUUCCGCUACUUCUUCUUCUCCUCCUGUUGCUGCGUCUACGGGUACCUCCCCCUCGACCGAUGCCGUCGGUUCUACCAACGUCACCACCACCAUCGUGUACCGAUCCCGCCUCGGCGAGCGUCUUCGCGCCAAGAAGGACCAGUUCUCCUCCGAGGCCGCUGACUUCAGGGAGAACAAGUGGAUCUCCGGCUGGGUCACGGGGCUGGGUCAGCGCGGGAUUCAGCGGAGCAUCGAGAACCUGGCUUCCAGCAAGACGGAGGCCCAGAUUGGAAAGAGUAGGGAAGGCAUGAGGGUCGUCCUCGAGCGCCUGCGUCACGCUGGUGUCGUCGGCGUGCUGGAGAUGAUGAGACGGGAACGCCAGGCGGCUUGA
Sodiomyces alkalinus F11 is the source of this 1269-nucleotide messenger RNA. RefSeq lists its product as hypothetical. The record is from RefSeq and is a predicted model, not a curated record. NCBI's taxonomy places the organism in Eukaryota, Fungi, Ascomycota, Sordariomycetes, Glomerellales, Plectosphaerellaceae. Bases 1 to 1269 code for a protein of 422 amino acids. Gene Ontology annotation, cellular component: mitochondrial intermembrane space. The transcript is spliced from 5 exons. Gene Ontology annotation, molecular function: phosphatidic acid transfer activity. Gene Ontology annotation, biological process: phospholipid transport.